AUGGUUGCCACCCGUCCGGGCACGUCUCCAGGGGGAGGUGGCCGGGGCCGAGGGGACGGGGGGAGGGGAAGGGAAUGGGACGGGGACGGGGGUGUCCGAGAAGCCACGGCGCCCGCCACCGCCACUCUGCGCGCCCCCGGCCCCCCGGGAACUCCACGCGGGAACGCGCCCCGGGGACCCACGGAACCGCGGCCGAGGGGGGCGCGCAGACGUCACUCACGAAGUACCAAGGGCUGCGCAGAGCGCGGGCCCCGGGCUAUGGGGCCGCCGCACAGGUACCAACUGGGCCUCGCUCGGGCCGUCGCGCUCACCUCUCCAGCUGCGCCGCCUUCCUCCUCCACUGCCGCCGCCUCCUCCCGGGGUUGGUGAAAGUGUUCCAUGAAGGCUAAUCUUCACUGCAACUUCACUAGACUUGGAAUCACCUAGGAGACACACUUCUGCACAGGUGUUUCUGGAGAGGUUUAGCUGAGGAGGGAAGACCCA
Molecule: messenger RNA, 483 nt
Organism: Nannospalax galili (Upper Galilee mountains blind mole rat)
Lineage: Eukaryota; Metazoa; Chordata; Mammalia; Rodentia; Spalacidae
Product: protein argonaute 14-like
Exons: 3
Coding region: 1-369 (122 amino acids)
Source: RefSeq, a predicted model, not a curated record